Messenger RNA from Fusarium vanettenii 77-13-4, 501 nucleotides. RefSeq lists its product as uncharacterized. The transcript is spliced from 5 exons. The record is from RefSeq and is a predicted model, not a curated record. NCBI's taxonomy places the organism in Eukaryota, Fungi, Ascomycota, Sordariomycetes, Hypocreales, Nectriaceae. Bases 1 to 501 code for a protein of 166 amino acids.
AUGGCAUCCCGUCAGAGCGACGGCAUCGACGAUGAGGACCUUACGGUUCACGCGUGUUGCGCGCCUCUCGAAAACUUCACCCGACCUGUCAACGUUAAUGAAAUAAGCGAAGAAGAGCGGAGACCCUUCUUCCACUGGCCGUACUUUGGACCUCUACUGGUUGAGAAUGAGAGCACUUUCCUCUCAUAUCUACGCCUCUCAAUCUACAUGGCCAUCGUCUCGGUUGCCAUCACCCUCUCCUUUCACCUCAAGACCGAGGCGACGCCGUUGGAGCUGCGCAUGGCCAAACCCCUCGGCACCAUCUUCUGGGCCCUGUCCGUCAUGACCCUGUUUGCCGGCAUGGGCAACUACAUCACAACUGUCAACAAGUAUAGCCGUAGAGCGGCAAUCGUUCAGAUUGGUUGGAAGACGCAUGCCAUAUUCAGCAUCACAGCUGUUGCCAUUAUAGGAACUUGCCUCAUCCUGCUUGUCAUUGCAAAGAUUCGCAACUCAAGUUCAUGA